UCUCUCUUUCUGUGUGUGUCUCUCUCUCUCCGCUUCCUCUGUUCUGUGGUGGUAUAAAUACUGAGAGUUGAGCAGAAGGUGUUCACUCCCCGUCUGGCUGUAGGUCUGAGUGUUUUGAUUAACUCAGUGCUGUGAAAUGCUGCAGUCGCUGGUUUCUCACUGGGGAGAGUGAAUAUAUUACAGGCUGAAUGAUGGAGGGUGUUUCAUGGAUAUUCCUGAUUCUGUGUCCCUUACUGGCUCAUUCCCAAAGUGGAGAUGGUGAUGCAGAGCCCAUUGUUGCUGUUUGCUCAUCCAUGAUCUCCUCUAAAACAAAUAACCUCACCUGUGAGAUGAACGAGGAAGAUAUCGACAGCAUCCAAUCCGUAAAACUUUGUUUUACUGGAUGUACUAAUGGCACCUUGGGGAAUAACAGCUUAAGCUUUGUCAAUAUACCAUCUCCUAUUGGAGCGUAUGAACUGCAAAUGUACCUGAAAGGAGGGGGCGUAAACAGGCAAAAAAUUGAUUUGGUGAAAAUAGUUAAAAUCCCAGUCCCUUUAGUAAAAAACGUCACUUUCAAGUCGGACAGGGUGCUUAUUUACAUUAAAUACAAGCACGACCUUGUCGAUAAGCCUACGUAUCAAGUGCAGGUGUGGGGAGCUGGGAAUAGAGCUACAGACAGAGAGUCAGUAUCAUGGGAAUACCAUCCAGUGAACAUUGCACAGCUUCUGAAAGGCAAUGGCGUCUACCAUGUACGCGUGAGAGCCAGUCCUGAGAACUCGGACAACUAUUUUAACGGCAGCUGGACGGCCUGGAGCCCGGUGAAAAAAUUUGAAGUCCAUAUGAAAGACGUGCCCAUCACAGAAGAUCCUCCGUAUAUCAUGUAUAUUAUUCUUUGCACAUCUAUGGUUGUGGUGAUUGGCAUCACGUUGGUGAUCCUACGAUGGAAGAAAAAGAUUAAAGCCUACAUUUCUCCAAACAUCCCAAACCCGAAGGCCACUCUUGCCCACAUCCACAGGGAAAAGGAGAGGCCACCCGUCAGUUUCAGCCCAGAAAUCUUCAACGACAUCAGCAUUAACCGAGUAGACUACGCUGAAGAGAAGCAGCUCGACCCUGAUCUCGAAGAAGAAGCUCAAGAUGACACCGCAGGAAGUUGCCAAAGUGAGGAGGAGGAGGGCGAUGAAGAAGACUCGAGCACAAGGGUUGAGGAGGAGAUGUCGCACCUGAAGAUUAAACUGCUGGAUCAGCCUGAGCAAGAAGAUAACCAGGUCGGCAGGACGAGUGUAGCAGGUGUCCGGAGAGACUGUAGGGAUGAGAGCUAUGUGACCAUGUCCAGCCUGUAUAGAACAGAGUGAGGUCACGGUCAGGUCAGGGCUGCUUAAAUUGCACAACAGUUCAUUCUGAUAUUAAUAGCUGCUCAUGUUAAAGUUUCUCUAAUGGAGGAAUGCUCAUAUCCUCAGGAACAGCACUGGAAUUUGGUGGAAGCCGAAGCCGAAUCUUAAGCAAAUGGUCUUAAUUUUAUUUUUUUGCUUGAUUUGAGUUGUGGCUUUCAUCCUUCAGAAAGUUGGUAACAGUGGCAUAGCAUAGGGGUACUCAUAGCUAUACUGCUCUUCAAUCCUGGUCCUGGUGCCCCUCUGCACUGCACAUUUUAGAGUACAGCCUGAUUCACUCGGUGGCCAUUUUUGCAACAUGAUCUGGCAGAUAUUUACGUUGAAUUUACACUGAUUUGUCGCAUCAACGCACAUAAACGCACUCAACCCCCCGCACAUUCCCCCCAAACCCCCCCAUCCCCCUGCGCCAAUUGGUUGCAUGUGAAAAUUACAAAGUUGUUCCCUGCAUCCUACAAUUAAAUAAUUUCAUAAAUGAAAAUUGGUUUUAUACAAGAUUUCUAUCCUAUAUACUAAUAAAUAUAUGAAUGUAUAUUUAUAAAUAUAAAAUGUUUGAUUGAGCUUCAUAACAUUGUCUAGUGAGCUAACAUAUAGGCUAACAAAAUAAAUUUUUCCAAUUAAAUUAUAUAUUAAUAUUUUCAAAACCCACCAGAGACCCCAAAAAUCUCGACAGUAUUUCUCCACGCUGUAUUACGCUGAUCAGAGUCCCUGUAAAUCAGCAGGGAUUGAUCAUAAAGGACAGAGAAGCUGGAAGCUGCAAUAAUAAGCUUUUUUUUCUUCCAUGUUUCUCUGUAACGCUUGAAUGCAGAACUAAAAUGUAAUCUUCUAAAAAAUGUAGCUUUACAGGAUGUUACAGAAACAAUGUUUCAUCAACAUUCUGAAAACGUGUGACGACAUAAUGGUUUGUUAUUACAAUGUUUCGUAUAACAUUUCCAGCUAGACGAAUACUAACAUUGUAGAUACAAUAAAAGUAAUAUUCCAAAAAGUACAAAUGAAAACACUGACACAUGUGCAGUACAGUGCAGUGACAAUAUACUACAAUGUUUUUAAAAGCAUUAAAUAAAAAAAAAGCUCAAAAAACGUUAACCGUAACAUUCAGAAAACGUUCUACUAACCAAGAAUUGUUAGCUGGGCUUUGGUCUCUUUCAAUGCGGAAAUUACAAAGUACUUGAAAGCUAAAUUCUGAUCACUAUAUUUUUUAACAUCAAUGAUAAAAUCUGACAAAAAAAAACAUAUUUAUGUAAUUGUUUGUAGUGUUUGGCUCAAUAAUGCCAAAAACUUGAAUUUACAGCUUGUUUUGGCUACUGCGCCUGCGCAGAUCUCCACAGCAACCUUCCUUCAGUCCUAGCACAACCAGAAAACUGAUUGGCUCUUUCUGUGAAAGGAGGGAAUUUUACAAGCAUUAUGAGAACUUCUGAAUCCAUUCAUACUGCAGUCGGUGUCUGGUCACCUCGAUAAUAAUGUUUCUACUUUAACACACCCAGCGAACCUCUGAAAGAGCCGGUUAAUCGACAUAAAGGACUCAGGACCAGAAUUGAAGAACCCUGGCUCAGGAGCUUAGGGAAAUGUAUGACAGGGAUAAAACAAUCCAUAUAUCACUCGCUGCUAAGAACCGCCUCUGAAUGUCCCAAUGACUUUUAUGAACUUCAAACGUUGUGGUUUAACAGUACUAUUCUCUUGGCUGCUCAGCUUUGCAAAUGCACUCAAGGGUUUUCUACCUGCACACAGUAUGAGUCAUCACAAUAUAAUGGCAAAUGAAUCAAAAGAAAUGUCCUGUGGGCUUUCUGUGUUCUGACACGCACUCGCAGUGAGGGCGAAGUACCUGUGAACGGAAAUGUAGAAAUCAAUAAUAAUAAUCGCAGGGACAGAAUCGCUCAGGAUGAUCCGGAAUGUAAUUGCCGUUUGUUGACUGUCGUUCUGUCUGUUCAGCUACAUAAGUGAUCUGCAGACUGCUAAGAAUGUGUGCACUUCAAAAGGCCUCACUGCGGAGGUCUUACAGUCAUACAAUAACUGCUGCUAGACUACAUUUACUCAUUUCUCACUGAUGUACAAUGAUCUGACAUGCUGAACAACAUACAGCAUAUUCUCAACUGUUACUUGUGUAUAGUUUGUUCAAUCAGAAAGUACUAUGUUUGAUUUGCAUUUCAUCAUUUUGAGGUUAAUAGCAUUAGUAUAUUGUUGCUGUUACGCAAAAAAAAAACUUUAUAACUCUUAAUUUUUUUUGUGUUACACAUUUUUGUACACAUUUAUUUCUAACCCUAACCCUAACCCUAGCCCAUUUUCUCCCCAAUUUGGAAAGUCUGAAUCUUUCCUUUUUGUAAACUUCAGAGAGCAUGGCCAGUUGUGUUCUGUCUCUCUGACUCUGGCUGCCGAUGGCAACGCAGCAUCACCCAGGAUUCUAACCAGCAACCUUCAGAUCAUAGUGGCAGUGACAUAUUUUGAAACAUUGUAUCAACAAUUUCAUGAUAAAUGACCCAAAAUGAAUGCUCUAGAAUCAAAUAUUGUGAGGCAUCAGCAGUCGGAGCCUGAGAGAGCCUAAUGGGCCAUGCUUUCUCUGUGUGGGUAGAUGGAGCUCUUGGAAAAGAGACAGGGUCUGACCUCACAUGUAUCAGAAAUAUUCUUUACAUAGGAAGGUUAAAAAGGUUUUUGUGUAACAGCAACACUAUAUACAUACUGACAUGGCAAAUAUCAUGGAACUUUGGACUAUUAUCAUCUCCCAUGACUUUUGCCAUAUCAAAUUGAUAUAAAAGAACACUGCAGUGUCCUUACUAUUCUAGCCAGACACAGCCAGUCAAUCUUUUACAACCACCCACUGCACUGUCCACUGUGGGUGGUAAUGCCCGGUUUUCCAUGGUACAUGUGACACUGUGGAUGGAGGAAUGUUAAAUACACACACAACUUCCAAAAUGGGCCGUCCCGUCCAUUUGAACCCACUAUCAGACUUCACUCCAACUCCCAUAAUUCACAUCUCCUUGCCAUGAUCAAACUGGCCAGUGUUCAAACUCACUCACAUGAUAACACCUCACAACUUACACAGAUGUAGGCAUUCCCAAGCCAUUCAAGCCUCGAGGUACACUCUGCUAUCUCAUGACUUUUGACAUAUGACCAUAUUAUAACCAUGAAAUCAUUACUUUUUAUUAUUUAUGUAUACAUUUAUUGUAAGCCUUUUUUUUUGAUGCAUUAAACUUAAAAAGGUUAAGUAA
Molecule: messenger RNA, 4567 nt
Organism: Astyanax mexicanus (Mexican tetra)
Lineage: Eukaryota; Metazoa; Chordata; Actinopteri; Characiformes; Acestrorhamphidae
Gene: il7r
Product: interleukin 7 receptor
Exons: 8
Coding region: 189-1331 (380 amino acids)
Biological process (GO): hemopoiesis; cytokine-mediated signaling pathway; positive regulation of receptor signaling pathway via JAK-STAT
Cellular component (GO): external side of plasma membrane
Molecular function (GO): cytokine receptor activity
Source: RefSeq, a predicted model, not a curated record